Phodopus roborovskii (desert hamster) is the source of this 4741-nucleotide messenger RNA. RefSeq names its product karyopherin subunit alpha 5 (gene Kpna5). Gene Ontology annotation, cellular component: nucleus; nucleoplasm; cytoplasm. The record is from RefSeq and is a predicted model, not a curated record. Gene Ontology annotation, molecular function: protein binding; nuclear import signal receptor activity. The coding region runs from base 2 to 1612 and encodes 536 amino acids. Lineage: Eukaryota; Metazoa; Chordata; Mammalia; Rodentia; Cricetidae. The transcript is spliced from 13 exons. Gene Ontology annotation, biological process: NLS-bearing protein import into nucleus.
UAUGGCUAGUCCAGGGAAAGAUAACUACAGAAUGAAAAGUUAUAAGAACAAAGCCUUAAAUCCUCAAGAGAUGCGAAGGCGGAGAGAAGAAGAAGGAAUACAGCUUCGAAAACAGAAAAGGGAAGACCAGUUGUUCAAGCGCAGAAAUGUCUCUUUGCCCAGAAAUGAUGACUGCAUGCUAGAGAGCCCCAUCCAGGACCCAGAUAUCAGUUCCACUGUGCCCAUUCCAGAGGAAGAAGUGAUCACCGCCGAUAUGCUUCAGAUGGUGUUCUCUAGCAACGCUGAACAGCAACUGACAGCAACACAGAAAUUCAGAAAGCUGCUGUCUAAAGAACCCAAUCCACCAAUAGAUCAAGUUAUACAGAAACCAGGAGUUGUACAGAGAUUUGUGAAAUUUCUUGAAAGAAAUGAAAAUUGUACUUUACAAUUUGAAGCUGCCUGGGCACUGACUAAUAUAGCGUCUGGAACUUUCCUGCACACCAAGGUGGUGAUCGAUACUGGAGCUGUUCCGAUUUUCAUCAAACUCCUCACUUCAGAGCACGAAGAUGUUCAGGAACAGGCUGUUUGGGCGCUUGGUAACAUUGCUGGUGACAGUGCCGAGUGCAGGGAUUUUGUUUUGAAUUGUGAGAUACUUCCACCUCUUUUAGAGUUAUUAACAAAUUCAAACAGACUUACAACCACCAGAAAUGCUGUAUGGGCCCUCUCAAAUUUAUGUAGAGGCAAAAACCCUCCUCCAAAUUUUAGUAAGGUUUCACCUUGUUUAAAUGUCUUAUCACGGUUGUUGUUUAGCAGUGAUCCAGAUGUGUUAGCAGAUGUGUGCUGGGCCCUUUCUUAUCUCUCUGAUGGACCUAAUGAUAAAAUUCAAGUAGUCAUUGAUUCUGGAGUCUGUCGAAGAUUGGUGGAACUUUUGAUGCACAAUGACUAUAAAGUUGUAUCACCUGCAUUAAGAGCAGUUGGUAAUAUUGUGACUGGUGACGAUAUUCAGACACAGGUAAUUUUGAACUGUUCUGCAUUGCCCUGCCUCUUGCACUUGUUGGGUAGUCCAAAGGAGUCAAUUAGAAAGGAAGCCUGCUGGACCAUUUCUAACAUCACUGCAGGAAACAGAGCUCAGAUCCAAGCUGUCAUAGAUGCAAGUAUUUUCCCUAUUUUGAUUGAGGUUCUCCAGAAAGCAGAAUUUCGUACCAGAAAAGAAGCAGCGUGGGCUAUAACUAAUGCCACGUCGGGAGGCGCUCCAGAGCAAAUAAGGUAUUUGGUAACCUUAGGCUGCAUUAAACCACUUUGUGACCUUUUGACUGUCAUGGACUCCAAAAUAGUUCAGGUGGCUUUGAAUGGACUGGAAAAUAUUUUACGUCUUGGAGAACAAGAAUCUAAGCAGAAUGGAGUGGGUGUCAAUCCUUACUGUGCUCUCAUUGAAGAAGCGUAUGGCUUGGAUAAAAUUGAGUUUCUGCAAAGUCAUGAAAAUCAGGAAAUUUAUCAAAAGGCUUUUGAUCUGAUUGAACACUAUUUUGGUGUAGAAGAUGAUGAUCCCAGCAUUGUACCUCAGGUGGAUGAAAACCAGCAACAGUUUGUAUUUCAGGAGCAGGCAGCACCAAUGGAAGGGUUUCAGCUCUAACAGGUGGUGGAGAAAAUGACUGACUAAAAUGGCUAGCUUCUGAUAUCUCUCCCACAUUACCAGCAUUGGUAGAAAUGUCUUUAUAUAAUACAGAAAAGAAAAAAAUCUGAUGCACUUUCAAAAAGGAAAGAUGAAACCAAGGUUUCCAUUCAGAUGCGCCCUUACCUUACUUAUUUCUGUUUGUUGUUUUGGUUGUUCAUCUUGAUGUAGCUAUAUUUGUCCUCUGUUGUUUGGAUUUUUAUAUCUAUUUGUGAAUAUACAUUAUGCAAUUAUUUCACUCAAGCUUGAAAAGGAUGGCUUGGUGUUAUAUAAUGGUUCUGAACUUUUCAAACUGCACAAUAGCAGGGUUGUGAAAGUCGAUAAUUGCAUUUUGGCAGAAAGUCUGGUGACGCCCGGGCUUUAUUAAAUCUACCUCUGUCUUGAAGCAAACGUAAAAACAAAGCUUCAGAAGCAUAAAGUCACAUAAGAGCUGAAUUAGAAUAUGAUAAUCUUUUAUUACUUUAGAUUAUAAAUCACUGUGCUGUAGGUUAUACUUCAAACAAUUGCAACAGAAAACUUACAAAAUGUAUUUAUAAAACAGAAUGGUGUACUGAUGAUUAAAAUGUGGCAGUUAUGAAGAAACAAGCAGUUCAUGUUGAUCACAUGACAUACCUAUAAAACACUCAAAUAUUUGUGUUGUUUUCAUAAAAUACUAUCAUUAUAGUAUAUUUUAUAUUUUAUCUAGAUACACUGUCCUUUUUGGAAUAGUGUUUAUUUUCACUCUUAUUUUAAAGAUCAUGACAGAGAGGUGAUCAUGAAUCUAAAGAAGCUACAUACCUGGAACUAUUUAUUCUGAGUUUUCAGAAGGUCUUGAAAUGUUUUAUUCUCUGUGUAGUUGUGAACAUGAGUACUUAAAAGACAAAAGUAUCCUUAAGAAAUCACCUUGUUCAGUACUAAAUUAUCUUAAGUGCAUUUAAUGUUUUGACUAAAUGAGCGAUACUAAUGUAAACUGCUAAGGCUUAUUUAAUAUGUAGUAGUUCAUAUUAGGAAUAUUCCCUUUCAGUAAUGCAUAGCAGGUCAUAUUGCUACUUACUAUGAACUAUGUGGUAGAUGACCUUUGUAUCAGCCUAAUUUGCAUUUUAUGAGUUAACAGCAAAAAGUCUCUUGAAAUAUUACACUCUGAAAGGUUUUGAUAGGAAAUUUAUAUUGUAUUUAUUUACGUGUGUGUGUGUGUGUGUGUGUUACCCCAUAGAACUGCUUGGUAGAAUUUUCUAAGCAGAUGUAUUGUCGAACUGUCUUUUGAUUUAUAGUUAUAUGCAAGUUUUGGAUAUAUCCAAUUAUAUACUUAAGAAUACUUAUGUAAAACCUAAUUUACAACUCUUUUAAGAUGGGAACUAAAACAGUUUUGAUAUGAUUCAUAGUCUGUUCUUUAUGACGGCAUUUGUAAUGUUUCUGCUGGAAAUCAGGCGUGUGACAUAAGGAAUGUGUUUAAGGAGUACUUUUAAGUGGCAGGACACUUUGUAAACUAUAUGUCAUGAAUCUAAGCUUUUGGCAAGACACUGCAACCCUACAACCAUGAAAUCUCAGUUUAAAUGGUUUCCAGAGGACUUAUUGCACCUGGCAGUCCUUUUAUGCCAUUAGUAGAGGAUUGUGUCUGUGCCCUUUUUAUUAGAAUGGAAGUUACAGAGUUAAGUAUAAAAAGUUUUCCUUUUACAUUUAUGUGUAUUGGAAGAAACAGGGUAGUGAUACAAGGAUUACCAAGUUGAUGAGUGAAGUUAUCAAGUAAACACUGUUUUAUGGUGCCGAUAAGAUGACAGGGUAUUUGAUUCUUUGUAAUCAAUUAGUUGAACUUGUAGAUCAGCGAACUUCAAACCUAGCCAGCUGUGCCUGCUUUGAGGUCCCACUAGUCACUAUAACAAAUCCUAAGCCAGAUCUUCCAAAAAAUAGUUCUUAUAGAAGACGUGUGUGCACGUGCAUGCUUGCAUACACAUACGUGAGAAUGAAUAAACACACACACAUACUGUUUGCAGACACAUGAAUAAAUGACCUAUCAAAGGAGAUUUUAGAAUAUGUCAAUGGAACAGAUGUAUUUCUAAGCAUAGAACUUGAUCAUACUUUGAAUAUUUAAAUACACAUUUUAUCUUGGAUCCGUAUCUUGUGUAAUUAGAUUUGACUGUAAAGGGAAUUUGAUUCCAUUUUAAGGUCUAGUUCUUUUUUAUUGAACCAAGAGUAAGAGAUAGCUUUGUAAGUGUGCCAUUUUAAAAUUCCCCUAAUUUGUUUUCAUCAUCAUAAUAAUUUGUCUUUUAUGAUGCAACUUAGUAAGUUGCUUUUCUAAGAUUUAUGACACUUACAUAUUAUAAGUACUGUGCCAAAUAAAAUAAAAUGUGUUUUAGGGAAUUCAUACAACAUUAAUGCAGAUACCAAGAAAAAUACUUGAAAGAGUCCAUUUAAUUAAACUGAUCCAUUUAAUUAGAUUUACUUGAGCUUGACUUCCUACUGGUUGAACUAUGCAAUCAUGCGUACUUGUUUUAUUAAUACUGAUGCACUGGCCUAGGUUCAUUUGUUUGUUUGCUUAGUUGGUUUUGCUGUAUGCUUUAAAUUGAAAGGUUACUCUAACCUAAUUUUUAGUGUUCUUCAUUUUUAGUGUCUUUGUCUCUUACUGGCAGCACGGAAACAGGGUAUUUUUUGUUUUACUUUUUGCUUUAAAGUAAGUCUGCUGGCACAGAAAUAGCUUCUCCUUUGGUCCCUGAAGCCUGUUUGCAGUUAAAGCUGGGCCCACUGGGUGAAGAACUGAGGAAUGUAUGACCUCUGCUUUCGUAAUUUUGCUUCUUUAGAGACGAGCAUUAUGAAAAAGGAAACACAAAAAAUGUCUGUGGAUUUUUGAUAGUGUUCUAAAUUCAGCAAUCAUACUGGUUGCUUAAUUGUGAUACUGUGAAAUAAAAUGAACUCCUACUCACUUCAGUACAUAGCACUACUAUUUUCUGAAUUGUGACAUGCUAUUAGGAGCCAGUCUAGUAGGGCUCUAAAGGCCAUUGUGAGAUGAGAUGAGGGGAUUGUCACCUAACUAAACAAACAAACAUUUGAGCAUUAUGCAAUAAUAUGAAAUGUUACACUCUACUAAACACAAUAAAAUACUGUUUCGCAGUUGCA